Messenger RNA from Dothidotthia symphoricarpi CBS 119687, 1027 nucleotides. Its product is annotated as polysaccharide lyase family 3 protein. The record is from RefSeq and is a predicted model, not a curated record. The coding region runs from base 136 to 906 and encodes 256 amino acids. Gene Ontology annotation, biological process: pectin catabolic process. Gene Ontology annotation, cellular component: extracellular region. NCBI's taxonomy places the organism in Eukaryota, Fungi, Ascomycota, Dothideomycetes, Pleosporales, Dothidotthiaceae. The transcript is spliced from 5 exons. Gene Ontology annotation, molecular function: pectate lyase activity.
CUCUCAUUCAUUACAUUCUUUAGUCUGCUUUACGCAUUCAAUUUUUGUUUCCAACACUCACUACAUUCAUUCAGCCUCUUUAUCAAGUAUAUUACUUUCGUCUUUCAAACUUUCGAUCCAUCAACAACCGUCAAAAUGAAGUUCACUAUCGUCGCUGCCAUUGCUGCUUUCGUGGCCCCCAUUGCUGCCGGCCCUGCUGCCGCUACUCCCAACGAGUUCUUCAGCUUGACCAAGCGCGCCACCCUUCCGGUUCCCGCUUCCAAGGGCUCCGUCACCCUCAAGGCUGCCCAGACCAUCUCGGGCACCUUCGAUGGAGGCUUGAAGACCUACGGCCGUGGCAAGUCCUGCACUGGACAGGCCGAGGGUGGUGAUGCCGACGCUGUCUUCAUCUUGGAGAACGGCGCCACCCUGAAGAACGCCAUCAUUGGCAAGGAUCAGAUCGAGGGUGUCCACUGCAAGGGCGCUUGCACCAUCGAGAACGUCUGGUGGGUUGACGUUUGCGAGGACGCUCUCUCCCUCAAGGGCGACGGAAAUGCCUUGAUCAAGGGCGGAGGUGCUGCGGCCGCCAGCGACAAGGUCAUCCAGCACAACGGCAAGGGUACUGUGACAAUUCAAGAUUUCACCGUAAUGGACUUCGGCAAGCUCUACCGUGCUUGCGGUAACUGCAAGAACUCUGUUUCUCGCAGCGUUGUCAUCAAGAACGUCAAGGCCUACAACGGAAAGGUUCUUGCUGGCAUCAACCCCAACUUCGGCGGAACUGCCACAAUCACUGGAACAUGUGCUACCAGUGUCAAGACCAUCUGCGAGGAGUUCAAGGGCACCACCCCUGGCAACGAGCCCGCAUCCGUCUCCAAGGGACCCUCCAACUACUGCAAGUACACCGCCUCGGCCAUCAAGGCUUGCUAGACGGAUACACCGGUAUAUCAUACCAGCGAUAAGAUCAAACAUUAUUUUGAUGUGGUGGAAACUCAGCUUUGAAAGCGAAAUUUUGUACAUAUACUUCUAGAUCACGUGAGCACAUGCCGUG